Messenger RNA from Scomber japonicus (chub mackerel), 1140 nucleotides. RefSeq names its product protocadherin gamma-A2-like. The transcript is spliced from 3 exons. Gene Ontology annotation, cellular component: plasma membrane. The coding region runs from base 1 to 1140 and encodes 379 amino acids. Lineage: Eukaryota; Metazoa; Chordata; Actinopteri; Scombriformes; Scombridae. The record is from RefSeq and is a predicted model, not a curated record. Gene Ontology annotation, molecular function: calcium ion binding. Gene Ontology annotation, biological process: homophilic cell-cell adhesion.
AUGCAAUGGCGGCGGGGAGUGGAGCUAUUUAUUUUACUCAAUAUUCUUCUUAAUCAAGCAGAGGCACAGAUCCGAUAUUCAAUCCCAGAGGAGAUGAAAAAAGGGUCCCUUCUUGGUAACGUCGCACAAGAUCUUGGUUUGGAUCUAAAAAGGCUCCGUUCUGGGCGGGCCCGUAUCGUGACCGGAGAAAACAUCCAGUACACCGAGCUGAAGACAGACAAAGGGAUUCUAGUCGUGAAUGAGAGAAUAGACCGAGAGCAGCUUUGUGGAGACCUGACACCGUGUAGCUUUACUUUUGAAAUUUUAUUGGAAAACCCGAUGGAGUUACACACUGUGACUAUAGAAGUUAACGUGACCGUGAAAAUAAUGAUACAAGACCAGAACGACAACCCCCCUCAGGUUCUGUAUCCAGUCCAGACUGGUGGCUCUCUGGUGGCUGAAAUGGUUCCUCGUUCAGCAGAUGUGGGCUAUCUGGUGACUAAAGUGGUGGCUGUGGAUGUGGACUCUGGACAGAAUGCCUGGCUCUCCUAUAAACUGCAGAAAGCCACAGACAGGGCGCUGUUUGAAGUGGGCUUACAGAAUGGAGAAAUAAGAACUAUCCGCCAGGUGACUGAUAAAGAUGCUGUGAAACAAAGACUGACUGUUAUAGUGGAGGACAACGGGCAGCCCUCUCGUUCAGCUACAGUCAUUGUUAACGUGGCGGUGGCGGACAGCUUCCCUGAAGUGCUGUCAGAGUUCACUGACUUUACACACGACAAGGAGUACAAUGAUAACCUGACUUUUUACUUAGUGUUGGCUCUGGCUGUAGUUUCCUUCCUCUUCAUCACGUGUUUAGUGGUUAUUAUAUCAGUGAAAAUCUACAGAUGGAGACAGUCUCGCACCCUGUAUCACUCCAAUCUCCCUGUGAUUCCAUAUUAUCCACCACGUUACUCAGACACUUUGGGGACAGGGACUCUCCAACACGUGUACAAUUACGAGGUGUGCAGGACGACUGACUCCAGAAAGAGUGACUGUAAGUUCGGCAGAGCUGGUAGUCAAAACGUGCUGAUAAUGGACCCCAGUUCUACAGGGACGAUGCAGCGGAUACAGAGUGAAAAGAGCAUCCUGGAUGAACCAGACUCUCCUCUAGAGGAAAUGUAA